Molecule: messenger RNA, 1170 nt
Organism: Fulvia fulva
Lineage: Eukaryota; Fungi; Ascomycota; Dothideomycetes; Mycosphaerellales; Mycosphaerellaceae
Product: E3 ubiquitin-protein ligase ORTHRUS 1
Exons: 2
Coding region: 1-1170 (389 amino acids)
Biological process (GO): negative regulation of gene expression via chromosomal CpG island methylation; protein ubiquitination
Molecular function (GO): ubiquitin protein ligase activity
Source: RefSeq, a predicted model, not a curated record
AUGACGGCCGUGUUACCGCCGGGCAAUGACGGAGUCGUAUACCUCAAGAAGGAACUGAAAGAGGUCAUCACCAAGUUAGCCCAAGAAUCACGUAAAAUAGGACGCGCACCCGCAGAGAGCGACCAAGCAAGACAGCUGUUGCCCCGGUUAGACGACCUCCUGACAUUGCUGGAGAACAGUGAAGUCAAUGAGCGGACCCGUCAGGACAGCAAGAUUAAUGAGGGCCUCAAGCUCAUCUACGUUGAGGGCAACAACUUUCACUUCCACAACAAGCAUGUGGAGCGCGCUCGAGCUCUGUCCGAGCGGUGGAUGUCUGUAGCUCCGGUGCGGCAACCAGCAGCGCAGACUGCGGGUGUGAAGCGGGAGCCCUCUAGCGUCGAUGAAGAGAUCCAGUCCACCAAGUCACCUAAACGCAGCAACACAGCGACAGCCUCUGCCUCUCGAAGGGCCGACAGCGGCAUUGACCAAGCAAUGGCAAGCGUAAAGCGUCCUCCGUUUGACAACCUGAUAUGGGGUCGACAUGGCAUUCUGCAUGGCCUAGCCCUCAAGAGAAGUGACGAGAGAAAAGUCCUGAUCAUAAAUCCGGAAUAUGCUGAUCAACAACGACCUGCCAAAGUCUUCGGCCACAACGACAUUACUGUGAGACGAUGGUUCCCCAAACAGCUCUGCGCCGUAUUCCAUGGUGCCCACGGCCAACACCAGGCCGGAAUCCACGGUGACCCCAAUAAGGGAGCAUAUUUGGUCGUCGUCUCAGGUCAAUACGACGACCUUGACCAGGACAGAGGCGAUGUCCUCUUCUAUUCUGGCUCCGGCAGCCACGCAAACACGAACCCGCGGCAAACGCCGACUCCCACAAACGGCACAAAAGCACUCCACGCAUCCCUCGCGUCCGAGCAGCCCGUACGUGUACUACGCUCACACAGUGGCCAAAGCCGUUAUGCUCCUAGCAAAAGUCUACGAUAUGAUGGCCUGUAUCGUGUCACGGCUGUUCGGAACCCCACGAAUAUACACGGUGGACUUUAUGAGCAGUUCAAGUUGGAGAGGAUAAGUCAGGAAGAGGACGAUCUGCAGAUCCCACUUGAGCGCUGCAAGGCUCGUCCGAAUGGCCAAGACUUGAGCGACUAUGACAGGAUCGAGUAUGGGUAUCGUUCGAGGCAGCAAUAUCCGUAG